This is a messenger RNA of Theobroma umbraticum, 996 nucleotides long. RefSeq names its product calcium-dependent protein kinase 5-like. Gene Ontology annotation, molecular function: ATP binding; protein kinase activity. The record is from RefSeq and is a predicted model, not a curated record. NCBI's taxonomy places the organism in Eukaryota, Viridiplantae, Streptophyta, Magnoliopsida, Malvales, Malvaceae. Gene Ontology annotation, biological process: protein phosphorylation.
AUGGGAAACACAUGCAUUGGAUCUUUCAGGUCAGAAUUUCGUCAGGGCUACGAUAUGACAAAGGAGAAACUUUCCAGUUCCAAGCUCAACAAGAACCCUGUCAGGAUAAGUUACAACAUUGACAGCCUGCAGGCUCAUCAUAUUUUAGGCCAUAAAACUCCUAAUAUUCAUGACCUUUACAUGUUCGGGCAGAAGCUAGGACAAGGACAAUCCGGGGCUACUUUUGUUUGUACUGAGAUUGCAACUGGGAUUAAAUAUGCAUGUAAAUCUAUACUGAAAGCAAAUUUGAUUUCCAAGGACGCUGCGGAGAAUGUUAGAAGAGAGGUCCAGAUAAUGCAGCAUUUGGCAGGUCAGAAAAACAUUGUGGAGAUCAAAGGUGCCUAUGAGGAUCCUUUAUAUGUGCAUAUUGUAAUGGAGCUUUGUUCUGGAGGUGACUUGUUUGACCGAAUAAAAAAGAGAAGCCAAUGUUACAGUGAAAGAGAGGCAGCUAAAUUGGUAAAGAUAAUUGUUGGGGUGAUUGAGGCCUGCCAUACACUUGGGGUUAUGCAUAGAGAUCUAAAGCCAGAAAAUUUCAUGUUGGUAAACAGAGAUGAUGAUUUCUCUCUCAAAGCCAUUGAUUUUGGAUACUCUAUCUUCUUUGAACCAGGCCAAGUGUUUACUGACAGGGUCGGGAGUCCAUAUUAUGUGGCUCCUGAGGUACUAAACAACUAUUAUGGACCAGAAGCAGAUGUAUGGUCUGUAGGGGUUAUACUCUACAUACUGCUAAGUGGUGUGCCACCAUUCUGGGCAGAAACAACUCAAGCACAAUUUGAUGCAACAUUGAAAGGGCAUAUUGACUUUGAAUCAGAGCCAUGGCCUAAAAUAUCAGACAGUGCAAAGGACUUAAUCCGAAAAACGUUAUGCCUUCGACCUUCAGAACGCUUGACCGCUGGAGCAGUGUUAAGUAAGUGUGAACUUUCUAUAGAUUCUGCAGCUCAAUAUAAACAAAUAAUUUGA